Botrytis fragariae is the source of this 2001-nucleotide messenger RNA. RefSeq names its product putative monooxygenase fad-binding protein. The record is from RefSeq and is a predicted model, not a curated record. Lineage: Eukaryota; Fungi; Ascomycota; Leotiomycetes; Helotiales; Sclerotiniaceae. Gene Ontology annotation, molecular function: FAD binding; monooxygenase activity. Gene Ontology annotation, biological process: response to antibiotic. Bases 1 to 2001 code for a protein of 666 amino acids. The transcript is spliced from 7 exons.
AUGUCUUUGCCAAAGAUUGCUGUCAUAGGUGCUGGCCCUGCCGGGUUGACCUUUGCUCGUCUUAUUCAAUAUAAUGGCAUUCCAUGUACCAUAUUUGAAUUAGACAGUGACCGAAAUGCACGAAGCAGAGGAGGCUCACUUGAUAUCCACGAAGGAUCAGCUCAAGUUGCACUCCGGGAAGCUGGAUUGUAUGAGAGAUUCUUGGCAGUUGCACGACCGGAGGGGGAAGUUCUCAAGAUCUACGACCCUUCUGGAAAUCUCAUACUUGAUGAGAGCAAAGAUGUUGGUGAAAGCAGACCAGAUUCUUUCAAAGGACGUCCUGAAGUGGAUCGAGUACAGCUUCGUAAUAUGCUUUUAGAUUCUCUUGAGCCUGGAAGCAUCAAGUGGGGACACAAGCUACAACGUGUCGAAACAUCCGCUGAUGCAGCAUCUCUUACGUAUGAUUUACACUUUCAAGAUUCUGUCGAGAGAGGCUUUGAUUUAGUUGUCGGAGCAGAUGGGGCUUGGAGCAAAGUACGCCAUAUAAUUUCCAACACGCGGCCACAAUUUGCUGGAAUCACGGGAGUGGAAGCCAAAGUUUUGAACAUCGAUCAGAAAGACCCAGCUCUCGCAAAACGAGUUGGCUUGGGUAUGUGCCUCACCCUCGGCAACCACCAAACUGUACUAUCACAGCGUAACGGUGAUGGGUCUGUUCAAACGUAUGGAUUCUUCCGAAGACCUGAGAACUGGCAAGAAACAUGUGGUAUUGAUUGGUCCGCGCCUGAGGUGGGACAGAAAUUCGUAGAUAAAUAUUACGAAGAUUGGGACCAAGACGCGAAGGAUUUGAUUAUCAAGAGUGACGAAGAAGCAAUUCCAAGGCCAAUGUAUAUGCUUCCGAUAGGGCAUAAGUGGCUUCACAGAGCAGGUGCAACCCUACUAGGUGAUGCAGCUCACCUCAUGACUCCAUUUGCAGGCGUAGGAGUAAAUGUUGCAAUGGAGGAUGGAAUGGAACUUGCAAGAGCUGUGAUUGCUCGUAAACCAAACUGGGCAGGAAAGGAUAAGUUCGAAGAUGCUGCCGGUUUGUCCGAAGCUGUAAGAAAUUAUGAGCUGGCUAUGUUUGAUCGUGCAGAGGGAUAUGCAAAGGAAACUUGGAUGUAUCUAAACCUCUUCUUCAAUGAAAGAGGAGGACAUGCAAUGGUUGAAAGUUUCGCGGAGCAAAAGAAGCAGCAGAAAAAGGAAGCUGAGUCAAAGGUGUUGGAAAAGGAGACUGUCAAUAUUGAGGUUCACAGUCAUCUUGUAGCCAGUUUCCGCGUCUGGAUUCUUGGAUCAGCGUCUCAAGACGAAAGGAGAUUAAUUAUGCAGCUUUUUGUGAUUGGCGGUAGUGGAAGAACGGGUAAGAUGGUAAUCGAAGAAGCAUUACUUCGAGGUCAUGAUGUGACAGCCUUAGUUCGAGACCCCUCUUCCAUGGAAGCCAAGGAUGGUUUGAAGCUUUUCAAAGGUACCCCUCUCAAUAAGGCUGAUAUCAAAGCUGCAUUCGAAGCAAGUACCAAUAUCCCAUCCGUUGUUAUUGUUACUCUGAGCGCCCCUCGUACAUCCGAUAGCCCUUUCGCUGCAUCUAUUUCUCCACCAAGGCUUAUGGCAGACUCAAAUGCCAAUAUAAUUGCCGUUAUGAAGGAAUUUGAUGUACGCAAGAUUGUUGUGAUGCAAGCGUUUGGAGUAGGAGAUAGCUGGCCGCAUAUGCACUUCUUACUUCGAAUGUUGAUGAAGAAGUCAAACAUGUAUCUGCAAUACGAUGAUCACAACUUGGUGGACAAAGAAGUCAAGGCUAGUGAUAUUAACUAUGUUCUCGCUCGGCCGGCCAGACUGGAGGAGGGCGAAGCAAAGCCCGUUAAAGUGUAUGGUAAUAAAGGUAUGGGGGUUGCCAUGAUGGCUAGUAUCACACGAGAAAGCGUAGCCAACUGGCUUGUCAAUGCAGCGGAGCAAGAAACGUGGGAUUCGCAGACUCCUGUAUUGGCGAAUUAG